AUGGCAUCUUCAAAGACAUAUUUAGCCAUAGCUCUUGCCGUCCUAGCAUGAGCCACCCUGGCUGGGUCCAUGGAUCUCUUCUCAGAGCUUGGAAUUAACGGUCUUGAAGGAUUUGGAGGCUUUGGACAUCAUAACCAAGAACCUGUAGGGCCUGAUAUUAACCUCAAAAUUAGAAUUUCUCUAGAAGAUGCUUAUAAUGGUAAAACUGUAGAAAUUGCUCAUAAUAAACAAGCUUUGUGUCCUCAUUGUCGUGGAUCCGGAGCUGAUUCAGAGCACGAUCUUGAUACAUGUCCCAGAUGUAGAGGACAAGGAACUAUCAUGCGUAAGAAGCAACUAGCUCCUGGAUUUGUGCAACAAUUCCAAGAGCACUGUAAUAAAUGUAAUGGAGAAGGUAAAAUUAUCAAGAAGCAGUGCCAUGUAUGCCAUGCGAAUAAAGUAAUGCAAGCUUUUGAAAUCUUUGAAGCUGAUAUUGACAAAGGUGUCGAUCAUGGACAUGUCUAUGUCUACGAAGAAGCUGGUGAUGAAUACCUCAAUGUAAAAGCAAGCCCGAUUAAUAUCAGAGUAGAAAUUGCUCCUCACAAGGUAUUUCAGAGAGAAGGAGAGGACCUCAGGACAACAGUAAAGAUAUCUCUAAAAGAAGCAUUACUCGGUUUUAGCAGAACUCUCAAACAUCUUGAUGGUCAUGAGGUAAAGCUUAACAGGGUUUCCACCACAAGACCAGGGUAUACACAGAAGAUCAUUGGAGAAGGAAUGCCUCACUUUAAUUUUAAUGUAGAAAGAGGUGAUCUGUAUGUAAAAUAUGAGGUUGAAUUCCCAAACAAAUUGAGUGAGGAACAGAAAGAGCUAUUUAGAGAAUUCUUCAGCCAGGAAUAG
This is a messenger RNA of Moneuplotes crassus, 873 nucleotides long. Lineage: Eukaryota; Ciliophora; Spirotrichea; Euplotida; Euplotidae. The record is from the annotation of a GenBank genome assembly.